GUUCCCGAAUACCUUAAUUUUGAUCCUUAUGAGGUCGUCAAAUGAAUGUAGAAGUUUCGAACAUUUCUGUAGAGCAUUCAGAUAAAAGAAAGUUUCUACACCAUCAUCAAAGAUUUUACAAGUCUUAGCCCGUCCACAUUAAUUCAGUUUUUCUCUCUUUAGUACUAAACAAGAAUUUCCAGCAAAAUUAUCCAGAGACACUCGAAUACGAUCGCUGCAGCUGAGUUCUGAGAAGAAACGGAGGAAUUCAUUCGAAGUCCUCGCAGAUUAAAGAGAGUUUUCCCGUCUUGAAGAGUUGAAUUUACCAAGUAGAGCAGGUGAUCAAACGCUACUUUUGUAUGGUUCCUUGGGUUUCGCUCUCGGAAGCUCCAAGGGGGUUGCUCUUUCCGCCAAGCCCCCUUUCCAGUCACCUGGUGCAUAAUUCAAAGACGAUGAGUUCGAAUUUAGAGAUACCUCCUUCAAAUGAGUGUGAGCAAAUUAUAUUGUCUGAAGAACAUCAUUCGAAGAUUUGUGAGGUGCGAAGGCUUUUAGGGCCGUUGACGGGAAAAUUAUCUAUUUACUGUUCAGAUUCAUCCAUUUCAAGAUAUUUAAGGUCAAGAAACUGGAAUGUGGAGAAGGCAACUAAAAUGCUGAAAGCAUCCUUGAAGUGGAGGUCAGAAUACAAGCCAGAAGAAAUUCAAUGGGAGGAGGUUGCUCAUGAAGCUGAGACAGGGAAAGUUUAUCUUGCGAACUAUGGCGACCGACAUGGAAGAACGAUUCUAGUCAUGCGACCUUGUCGCCAGAACACGAAAGCGGUAGAAGGACAGAUUAGGUACUUGGUGUAUUGCAUCGAGAGUGCCAUUUUGAAUCUGCCACAAGACCAGGAGAGCAUAAUUUGGCUGGUUGAUUUCAAGGAUUUUGCCCUGCCACAUAUUUCACUGAAAACAACAAAGGAGCUUGCACAUAUUUUACAAGAUUUUUAUCCCGAACGCCUCGAAUUGGCAAUCCUAUACGAUGCGCCAAAGUUUUUUGAGCCCUUCUGGAUGGUUGUAAAGCCUUUCCUGGAGACAAAAACUGCCAACAAAGUGAAAUUCGUUUACUCCAACGACGUAAACACGAAGAAAAUAAUGGAGGAUUUGUUUGAUAUGGACCUGCUCGAGUCUGCUUUUGGUGGAAACAACAACGCAGGUUUCGACAUAACCAAAUACGCUGAGAUGAUGAGAGAAGAUGAUGAGCGGACAGGGUGUUUCUGGUCCGGGAUAAAUCCCACGGUGCCUGUCUGGGAAAAAGCUCAGAGUAGCAGUAAUGUAGUUGAUUUGAAAACCUCAAACUCUUGUUCUGAACUUUGAGACAAUGAGAGAACUAGAAAUGCAGAUGGCAGCUGAGGCUGCUGAAUACAGUCCCAUACCAAACUCAAAACUGUGUAUUAGUUUCCCUGUUGAGCAAAACGAAGCGUUUUGUAUUUCUCUAUCAUGUAACAAUCAGCUAUGUCCCAUUUUUUUUGGACAUUAUUAGAGCAGGACUUAUUCUUCUUGAAUGUUGCCUAAGAAAUUUGUCUAUUAUUAUGUAUAUGACAUAUGACAAUGA
Molecule: messenger RNA, 1566 nt
Organism: Momordica charantia (bitter melon)
Lineage: Eukaryota; Viridiplantae; Streptophyta; Magnoliopsida; Cucurbitales; Cucurbitaceae
Source: RefSeq, a predicted model, not a curated record